Molecule: messenger RNA, 3400 nt
Organism: Penaeus indicus
Lineage: Eukaryota; Metazoa; Arthropoda; Malacostraca; Decapoda; Penaeidae
Exons: 18
Source: RefSeq, a predicted model, not a curated record
AAUAUAAGAAUAGUCCAAUCCAGAAGGCAUUAUCCAUUCUGACGGGCGUGUCGCCCGCGCCCCCAGGCUGCAGCGUUGGCAAGGAGACGCAUGCCGACGGCGCGGUGUGGCAGAGCGGCUGCCACGAGUAUCGCUGCGACGCAGGCGCCGUGGCCGAACCAAGUCUUCUGCCAUCGUGCUGCGAGAGCGAGGGCGAGGUCUACUCAGACGGCCGCUCCUGGACGAACGGCUGCUACGCCUUCACGUGUAACAAUGGCGUCACCAGUGGUCCCAGUCUGCUGGAUACCUGCUGCAAGGAUGGCGAAGUAGUGUUUGAAGAUGGUUACGAAGCUCUGGAAGGAUGUCACGGCCUCACCUGCAGCGCCGGCGUGCUCGACCGACACAUCGCGCCCACGUGUUGCGUGGUGGGAGCCGAGGUCCAGGGAGAUGGCAGCACAUGGCAAGCAGGUUGCCACAACUAUACAUGCACAGAGGGGGUCGUAGAAACCAUCGCUGUUCUCGAAACAUGCUGCCAAGUUGAAGCAGAGGUGUACCCCGACGGCCACACCUGGGUCGAGGGCUGCCACAACUACUCCUGCGUCGCCGGCGAGCUGGAGGAGCCAGCCGUUCUCCCGACCUGCUGCGAGGCGGACGGCCAGCUACACCCGGACGGAGCGAGCUGGACGCUGGGCUGCCACCAGUACUCCUGCGCCGGCGGCGUUACGAGCCCUCCUUCCAUCCUCGAUACGUGUUGCGAAGUGGGAGAAGCAGUCUAUCCUGACGGACACAACUGGACCGAUGGAUGCAUGCAGUACACCUGUAAUGCUAGCUCCGUUGACACAUUGGCGAUCCUUGUCACGUGUUGCCAGCAAGGCGACGGAGUCCAUGCGGACGGCGACGAAUGGGAGGAAGGUUGCUACCACUACACAUGUGUUUCUGGCUCGCCAGAACCCACCAUGAUAUCUCCCACGUGCUGCAAAGUACAAGAUGAAGUAUACCCUGAUGGUCACACUUGGACUGUAGGUUGCCAUAGCUACACCUGCACUGCCGGCAUUCUUGAAGACCCAGUUCUGCUUCCUACCUGCUGCCAGGUCGGAGAGGAGGUUUUCCCCGACGGCUUCGCCUUCACGGAGGGCUGCCACAACUACACCUGCACCGCUGGUUCUUUAGAAACCCUAUCAGUUCUCUCUACCUGCUGCGAGAUGGGCGAGGAAGUGUACCCCGACGGCCACACCUGGAUACAGGGCUGCUACCAUUACAGCUGCAGCGCUGGCAUGCUGGACGAGCCUGAACUUGUUCCUUCAUGCUGCGAGGUGGGGCCAGAGGUGUACCCCGACGGCCACACCUGGGUCGAGGGCUGCCACAACUACUCCUGCGCGGAUGGCGUUCUUGCAGAGCCUUCGGUGCUCCCAGUGUGUUGUGUGGUGGGCGACGAGGUGAUCGUGGACGGCCACACUUGGGAAGAGGGCUGCUACAACCACACUUGCAUCACAGGCUCUCUGGAGAGCUUCCUUCGCCCAGACCUUUGCUGCGAAGUAGAGACCGAGAUCCACCCAGACGGCGAAAACUGGACGGAAGGAUGCCACAACUACACCUGCGCAGCCGGCUCGCUGAUUCCUAUGGCUCUGCUGCCAACAUGUUGCGAGAUAGGAGCAGAGGUGUACCCAGACGGACACACCUGGACCGAAGGCUGCCAUAACUACACUUGCGUCGCCGGGACCCGCAGUGAACCGACUGUUCUGUCAACAUGCUGCACUGUCCAGGAUGAGCUGUUCCCAGAUGGCUACGAGUGGCCCGAGGAGUGCCAAGUGCUGUACUGCGAAGCUGGUAAACUCAGGACCAACAUCACAUGUUGUGAGGCAGAUGGGACCAUGUACCCUAACGGUGGGAAUUGGACGGAGAUGUGUUACUGGCAUACCUGCGUGUACGGCACACCUGUCACACUCCACAUGAAGGAUUCGUGUAAAACUGCACUGACGGCGACUGCGUCGGUGUUGGGCAUACUAGUUUUCGUGGUCAUCAUCGUCGUUGCGUACUUCUGCUGCCGCACCGCCAAAAAGGGGAAAUCCCAAAAUGGCAAACCUGUCGUCUACGUCAACAUGGCCAAAGAGGAACUGCUAAUAAAAGAGUGAUCAUCUCUUGUGCCCUGUCGACAUGGGACAGUAAAAGAAGAGACUGUGAAGGUGGACGUGGAAAUUUCAGUAGUGAAAUCAUACCACUGAAGGGCGGAUCAUCUUGUCCAGAUAUUGGUUUUCAGGAUCUCUUAGUGAGCGAGGCCAGCACCAACACGCAGAUACCUUUGUGGAUGAUUUUGUUGCUUUCUGAACUCAUGGAGAAUGUUUUGUGUUAAGUAUUGGCUUCCAGGUCAGUGCGUGUGUGUAUAUAUUGCUUCUAUCGUAUAUAUGAUAUUCAAGUUUUGGUGCGUGUUCUGAUGAUACCUAGAAGUCAUGAAGAUAGCUUCAUAUGCCUAAGGUCUUAUAGUGAUGUCACCGCCCUAGGAGGGUCAAGCCAUGACCUGCCUCAGCUGAUUCAGACUUGAAGUCAAGGCCUUCCGGGAAGGAAGAAUGACAAAGUGUGCAGAGAAGGGGACCUGCUAAAUUUUGCUUCGUGAUUCAUAUUUCGACACAGUCAUGUGAAUCUUUGUGUAUGCUUUUAGAAUGAGUAAUCUUGAUUUAAUUAAUCAAAGGUGUAUCAUUUUCACAUAGAACGUUCUUUAGGAGAGAGAUCUACUCUUUACCCAGGAUUACAGAGAAGACUAAAUUCAUGUCAUAUUGUCAUGAGAAGGCCAGGCUCAACGCCAAUGCUCCGACCUAAGCUUUAGUUUUUUGUCUUUUUGGUUACUUAAUUUAAGUGAGAAAUCUAUCUGCAUAACAUAAUGAUCUGCUGGAACCUUUGGGAGUGAAGAUCACGUGAGCUAUUUUCAUUACAAACAAAGCCUCUCGUCCGUAGUUACGAAAUGACGCAAAAAGACAAGAACAAGGCAUAAUUCUGAUUAUACUAUGGUAACUUAUUUCUGGGAAUAUCAUUCAGUUUUGGUGGGGUGAUAGUUACAAUAAAUGAAGAAAUGAAUCCUGAUAAUUAUAUUAUAACAAGCACUAUCAUGCUAAUAAUGAUAAAUUAUCAUUAUUAGCAUGAUUAUUAUUGUAGAAAACAAGCAAUUAUAAAAAAACAACUAAGGAGAUAAAUAGAUGAUGGUGUACAAACAACUGCUUGGAGUUUCAUGAUUAUGAAAUUUUGUGAUGUCCGAGUAGACUGAAAUCGGGGAGUUUCCAUGAUUGUGAUAUAUAGAUAUAAAUAUAGGUAUGAACUUAUCAUAGAGUAUAAUCUGAACAAGCAAAAAUACAAACAAAAACAAAGCCUCUUGUACUUUAUUGUUAUUCCUAUCGUAAGCCUCAAGUUGCUCCAAUAAUUUUAUGUGAUG